Colletotrichum scovillei is the source of this 1126-nucleotide messenger RNA. RefSeq names its product complex I intermediate-associated protein 30. Gene Ontology annotation, biological process: NADH dehydrogenase complex assembly. Bases 380 to 1051 code for a protein of 223 amino acids. The record is from RefSeq and is a predicted model, not a curated record. Lineage: Eukaryota; Fungi; Ascomycota; Sordariomycetes; Glomerellales; Glomerellaceae. The transcript is spliced from 3 exons.
AGGUAACUAAAUUGCUGAGCCACAAUAGGUAGUUACCGGGACCCAUUCGGGUGGGUCAUGCUGCACGCCUCUGCGCACUCAUCCCAUUGGCCAGGAUCCAAGUGGGAGCUCAUCAGCCUCGCGAACGCUCAAAUGAGGUCGUCAUGAUCCUUCGCGCUCUUCAAAGACUAUUGUCCACCGUCGACCGGUCACGACUCAGCCCUAUCUUGGAGCCAAUUCCGUCCCUGACACCAAAUUUUGGAUUCUAUUACCGGUUCUUGGCCCGUUUCCUGCCAAUUGACUAGCUCAAAUUUUCGUGCCAUCAGUUCUGUUCCGAACCCGCGCCCCAGUGCAAUUGCCGGUAUAGUCACAGCUUUGCCAACCCGCCAAAGCGCACAUCAUGCCUCCCGAUUGGAAAUUGCUCUACCUUUACGGUGGCGACAACCCCUGGGACUCAAGUCUGUGGACCGAUUCAGAUGAUAGAGUACGUGGCGGUAAGAGCCAGUCUCAUUUGCACUGCGAAUCACCGGAGAAGGCUGAGUUCUUCGGCAACUUGGACAUCACCGCUCUGGGAGGAGCAGGAUUCGCGUCGCAGAGGACGCUCGGCACACUUGACCUAGACUUGAGUCAGUACGACGGGCUUGCUAUCAAGGUCUUGAAGAGCGAUUCCAAGAAGUACACAGUCACUAUCAAGGAUGAAAUCCUUCCUCCAAGAGAGGAUGGCCGCGACCAGAGCACCAUCAGCUGGGAGUUUGACUUUGUUCCCGAAGAGGGCGAAGUGAAGAUCCCGUGGGAGCAGUUCAAGGCAACCUACAGAGGCAGGGACAAACCUGAUGCCAAGCCACUGGACAUUGCCAACAUCAAGAGAAUCAGCUUCAUGAUGCGAAGCUUCUUCGGAACUCAGUCAGGUGAUUUCAGCUUCACUGUUGGCUACCUGGCGGCUUUCAGUAACCGUCGCGAGUCGUCGGGCUCCGAUGUUUCAUUUCAGAAGGAAUAUAUCGCUGCACCUGCACCGGCUAAGUCAUCAUCAUGGUUGAGUUGGCUUUGCGGAUGGGGGGAUAGACGAGUUUAAGAUGCCAAGGCGACUGCAAAGCUGGAUGGCAAGGCGCGCGGCUGGGUAGAAAUCACUAUUGUUAUUAGACAUCCC